This is a messenger RNA of Tribolium madens (black flour beetle), 2388 nucleotides long. RefSeq names its product anaphase-promoting complex subunit 2 (gene morula). Gene Ontology annotation, molecular function: ubiquitin protein ligase binding. Lineage: Eukaryota; Metazoa; Arthropoda; Insecta; Coleoptera; Tenebrionidae. The record is from RefSeq and is a predicted model, not a curated record. Gene Ontology annotation, cellular component: anaphase-promoting complex. Gene Ontology annotation, biological process: ubiquitin-dependent protein catabolic process. The transcript has 8 exons. Bases 88 to 2373 code for a protein of 761 amino acids.
UUUGACAUAACAACAUAACCUACGCAUUUUCCGUGCAUUUCCGUGUUUAAUAUUGGUUUCACAUUUACCUUAAUUACAAUUUUUACAAUGAAUAAUCAGAAUCUCGACCUAAAAAGUGCGUGGAACACUAUUAUACAAGCAUUUCCCAUUUUAGACAGUUUUUCAAAGAUUUCUGAUGAUGAUUUCGACUCUGCUUCAUUUGAGGCUAUCAACAUUAUCAAAAGGCUUAAUUUAACACAACAAAUUCAGGAUUUGGUCAUAAUAAAAAUUGAGGAACGUUUAAAGAAAGAAAUAGUCCCGGACUUUUGGUCUCAUUUUCAGAAAACUGAGAAGGAAACAGCAGUUUUUCAAGAAUUUUACAAUGUGAUUAAAACUUUGUUUUAUAAUUAUAUGAAACUUGAUUUAAUUAUUAACAAACUGAUGCUUCUAAGAGAGGCAAGCAAUUUUACUAAACCUGUAUAUAAUCAUACUUGCCUUCAUGAAGCUUUAAAGUUAAUUAUUAGAGCUGUUUUAUUAUCCCAACUACCUGUUUAUCAUGAAUGGAUGAUUAUAAGUUUUUAUGAAACAGCACUUAAAAUGCAAGACCCAGAGGACGAAAAUAGUACAAAUGGGCAGUGUGUUGUGUGUAUGCAAGAGAAAUUUUCUUGUUCCUGUCACGAAAUGUUUGAAGAAACUAAUAAGAAGUUGGCUAAAAUGACCUUAUUGGAACCCUUAAUUGGUCAGGCUUUAACAGAUUUGAUUUAUAAUUACAUUCAGACUCAUAUCCAAAAAAUCUGUAAAGACAAUUUUGAUAAUUCACACAUUGAAAGCUUAGAAAAAUGGCUUCAAACCGUUGUUAUUUCGUGGUUGAAAAAAAUUUACUAUUAUAAUCCUGCAGUCGAAGCUAUGGAUGAAUUUGAUAAAAAACUAAUUAAUUAUUUAUACAAUACUUACACUAAAAUACGAAUUGAUCAGUUAUUUAGCAUCAUAAUUGAAUAUCCUGAUUCACUUCCCGCCCUCGAAGACCUUCGACUAUGUCUUCCCAAGACCGACUUAAAACCUCAUUUAACUAGAACUUUGCAAAAAGCAAUUGAAACGAGAUUGUUACAUCCAGGAGUCAGCACUUUUGACGUCUUGAUGGCUUAUGUGGCGACAAUUCGAUCAUUGCGGGUUUUAGACCCUUGUGGACUACUUUUAGAGACAAUCACUCAACCAGUUCACCAGUAUUUGAGAAGUCGGGAAGACACAAUAAGAUGUGUGGUGAGUAGUUUGACCGAAGAAGGUCCCAAUGACUUAGCUGAAGAACUAGUUCGAGGCGAAGCCGUGCAAAUAGAUGAGAAUACCCCCACCGAAGAGGGUGUUGAAGACUGGGAAACAUGGACCCCUGAUCCGGUAGAUGUUGUCCCUAGUAAUGGCAAAUCUUCGGCACUUCCUCGUACUUCUGACAUAAUCUCAAUGCUAGUCAACGUCUACGGCAGUAAAGAACUCUUCGUUAACGAAUAUCGUACGUUAUUAGCCGAUCGUCUUUUGUCUCAAUACUCCUGCGACACGGAGAAAGAAAUUCGUUAUCUUGAACUCCUCAAGUUGCGAUUUGGUGAGUCGCAACUCCACUAUUGUGAAGUUAUGUUGAAAGAUAUCGUCGAUUCUAAGCGAAUUAAUCAACAUAUCCAGCAAGAUUUGAGUUGUUCUGACGAUGAGAUUCCCAUGUCGGCCAUGAUACUAAGUGCACAAUUUUGGCCACCUUUCAAGGACGAGAAGCUUGAACUCCACAAUAAAUUAGUGAAACAGAUGGAGAGUUACACCGGCGCUUUUGAAACUUUGAAAGGGAGUAGGACUUUGUGUUGGAAGAAUCACUUAGGGAUUGUGGAUCUUGAAAUCGAGUUGGCUGAUAGGACAUUGAAUUUGUCGGUUUCACCAGUGCAUGCGACGAUUCUAAUGCAUUUUCAAGAUAAGAAUACUUGGUCUUUGGAAGCUUUGAGUAAAGUAAUGCACGUACCGUCGACAAUUCUAAGACGCAAACUGAGUUUUUGGCAAUCACACGGUAUCAUAACUGAGCCCGAACCAGACGUUUUUUAUUUACAGGAAGAACAAGAAAAUAACGAAAAUAAUAUACAGGAUGAUAUUGUUGUUGAAGAUUUUGAAUCAGAGUCGGCAAUGGCUAGUGCUCAAGACCAACGUGAAGAGGAAUUACAGACUUUCUGGUCGUACAUUUUGGGUAUGUUGAUGAAUUUGGAUACGUUGCCCUUGGAGAGGAUUCACCAAAUGCUGAAAAUGUUUGCCUUUCAAGGCCCUACAAUUGAGUGUAAUUUGCAGGAAUUGAAAGUGUUCUUGGAUAGGAAAGUUAGAGAGCAUCAAUUAAUUUAUUCUAAUGGAUUAUAUAGACUGCCUAAAUAAAUUGGUUUUCUUUUU